This is a messenger RNA of Bombina bombina (fire-bellied toad), 810 nucleotides long. RefSeq names its product transmembrane protein 86B (gene TMEM86B). Gene Ontology annotation, cellular component: membrane. The transcript has 3 exons. The record is from RefSeq and is a predicted model, not a curated record. Bases 73 to 810 code for a protein of 245 amino acids. Lineage: Eukaryota; Metazoa; Chordata; Amphibia; Anura; Bombinatoridae.
GUUUCAUUCUUUAAUUACACUGCAAAUAAACUUCACCCGAUUUGCAACCUAUUUUGUAAACUCUAUGAGAAUAUGGAUAUUUUAGAGACUGAUUCAAGAUAUAAGAAAACCUCCUUGGCAACUGUAAGAAGUAUUAUACCAAAGUUACUACCUUUCCUGGCGACAUGCAGUAUUUACUUUGGGCUCUGGCUUCCACUUUCUGAGCCAAGCUGGUAUAGUGCGUUCAUUAAAAGCCUGCCCAUUCUAAGCCUGGUUUUCUUUGUUGUAAUCCACUCAGCAGGUCAAGGAAGGUUAAAUUCAUAUAGAAAAAAGAUCCUUUUGGGUCUGAUAUUCUCUGCAGCUGGUGAUAUAUCCUUAAUUUGGGAAGAUUCUUUUCUUCUUGGGAUGAUAAUGUUUGGACUGGCACAUCUUAUGUACACAAUCGCCUUUGGUCUACGUCCUCUAAAUAUCCGUGUCUUUAUUGUCCUUGCACUCUUUUGCGCAACUUUUUACACUGUUACUUUACCUUAUUUAAAUGGACCUUUUGUAUAUAUGGUAGGCGGAUACAGCGCACUUAUUGGUAUCAUGGCUUGGAGAGCACUAGCAAGAGUACGCAUGACACACUACGUCUUCUCAUGGGCAUAUUUUUCUGCUGGUUUGGGUUCCAUCUUUUUUAUGGUAUCUGACUGUGUCCUAGCUGUUGACAAAUUCUGCUUCCCUAUUACAAAUUCUCGUGCAAUUAUAAUGGGGACAUAUUAUGGUGCACAGAUGCUGAUCACACUGUCUGUUGCUGGGAGUUCUGAAGAUGAAUUUCGAUGGAAGAUGCAAUAA